AUGUCGUCUACGGUAGAUUCCAGCGAUUCGGACAACAAUACUAGGCCUCAGGCAGGGCCUCCGCCGUAUGGGGGAAAGCCCAAGUCGAAGAAGAAGAAGAAGGCUCUGCCGCCUCAAGAGACUAUCAAUAAAAUUUGGAAACGAUUUUCUGCACGGAAAUUCAGCAAGGCGACGGUGCUGUUACCAUUUGCCGCGAACGAACACUCGGAAGACCACCCCAAAAAGCCUCAUCCGCCAUCUAUACCCGAACGAACGAACCUGCUUGUCUCCGAAGACUUCGAGAGAGCUGUGCAAGAAUGCAGAUCAAGGGUUAAAAAGCUGGUCAAGGAGUGUAAGAGAGUAAACAUGCGGUACCGCGAUCCAGACUUUGAUAUUGACUGGGAUCUGAAAUGGGAGAAGGGUUAUUGUCUGAAUGGACUCGGAGGCAGCAAAUUCGAAGUCGACGGACGGGCAUUUACACGUAUUACCUCAAACGUUCCAAAAGCAGUAAAGAGAGUCCAUGAGAUUUUCGAAGAGCCAACUUUUUUAAAAGAUAAAAUAUCACCUGCGGAUGUGAAGCAAGGCAGCAUCGGGGACUGUUGGCUCCUUGCAGGCCUUACCGCACUGGCUAACAUGGAAGUGGGAAUUCGAAGAAUAUGUGUUGAAUACGAUAGAAAUGGCGAAUGGAUAAUCUCUGUCAUCGAUGACAAAUUGUACCUCAAGUCUCCCGACUGGGACUCUCCCUCCGUUCAACGCCAUCUACUCGAACAAACAGAUCGAGAAGAUGUGGAAAAAGAAUAUCGCAAAACCUACCAAACUGGUUCACAAGCACUAUUUUUCGCGCAUUGUAAAGACCAGAAUGAAACAUGGCUUCCUUUACUUGAAAAGGCAUAUGCGAAAGCCCACGGGGAUUAUGCUGCAUUGAACUAUGGGUGGAUUGGAGAAGGGGUUGAAGAUUUGACAGGAGGGGUCACUACCGAGCUUUUGACUUCCGAUAUCCUCGAUACUGAUGAAUUUUGGAAUAACGAGAUUCUAAAGGUCAACAAGGAAUUUUUGUUUGGCUGCUCUACUGGACUCCUGGAUGGAGGCUACGGAAAUCGAGAAGGAAUCUCAGAAGGUCACGCUUACGUUAUCAUGGAAGCUCGAGAACUGUCAAGUGGGCAACGACUUCUCAAACUUCGGAAUCCAUGGGGCAAGGGCAAGAGAGGUAAUUGGGAAGGCGCCUGGAGCGAUGGUUCGAAGGAAUUUACUCCAGAAGCGCAAAAGGAGCUGAACCACCAGUUUGGUAACGACAGCGUGUUUUGGAUCUCUUACCAAGAUCUGCUUCGCAAAUACCAACACUUUGAUCGAACCCGGCUCUUCAUGGACUCUCCAGACUGGCGGAUCACUCAAAAGUGGAUCAGUGUGGAAGUCCCCUGGAAAGCCGAGUUUGAGCAGAAAUUCAGAAUUGUGCUCAAGAAGGAGUCGCCAGUGGUUUUGGUGCUCAGCCAACUCGACGACCGGUACUUUAAUGGCUUGCAAGGCCAGUACACUUUCAGGCUGCAAUUCCGGCUACACGAGGUUGACUCGCCAGACGGGGAAGACUUUAUUGUUCGGAGCCAUGGGAAUUACCUAAUGGAGCGAAGUGUGGUGACUGAGCUCAAAAGCCUUCCAGCCGGCACAUACUCUGUGUUCAUCAUGGUAGUUGCGGACCGCGACUUAACUCAAUUUACAAUUGAAGACGUGAUCAAAGAGCAAUGUAAACAGAAAGUCGAUAAUGACAAACUGGCCCAGGUAGGCACGUCGUAUGAUAUUGCCCACAGUAAAGGGGCCGUACACAUGGAAUCCAGAGCAGCCGCUCGCAAAACCCACGACAAACUGAAAGCACGAGAGUCACGUAUUGCAACUCGAAGAAAGAAUUGGGAGAAAAGACAUCUGAGCCGUCGUAUUGUCAGGAAGCAGGAGAAGAAGAACCGAGAGAAGCGUGAACGCAAAUAUGCUAAGGACGAUGCCGAUGAAGAGAAAUUUCAGGAUAAAGCUAUGCAGACGGAGGAUGCAAAGGAAGUGCGAUUUGAGAAAGAGGACAAGGCAAUUCAGACCGAAGACCCAAAUGCUGUGACCGAAGAACCAUCAACGUCGCAGCUGCCGGCGUCUAAGGAGAAUGACAAAGGCGUCCAGACCGACAACGCAGGUUUCAUUUAUUCAGACUCACAAGGAACACCUGAAACGCCAAAAAGCAGCUCCAUCGCCAACUCCCCUCGCCAAUUAGUCCACAUUCCCACCCAUGCUGCUGGUGGGCCGCCGCCGCCAGCACCGCAGAUAAUCUACAAACACCGUAGCCGAAAUGCUUCGAUGUCACAGCGCAACUAUUCGCACGCUCCUCAGCCGCAUCAAUAUUCCGUCACUUCUGAUGGUUAUUCGAGCGCUUCUCCGAUAUCCGAAUUCGACGACAUGUAUAGCGACGAUGACCCCACUUUGAAGCCGAGACUUGCCAAUACAGGUGGUACACCGAGCACUAGCAAACCAAAGACGAGUAUUAGCGAUGAUGAGGAUGAGACUGAGCCGUGGAACGCGAUUUGUAUCGUGGGUUUCAGGGUAUAUAGUAAAGAUGAGGGGUUGGAGGUCAAGAUUUUUGGAGAUGGCAAUGAUGAAGAGGUGGUGGAUAUUAUUGAUGAAGGGAGUGAGGCCGAUGUUGAGGAUGAUGGGGAGAAGAAGCAAAAUCUGGUGGGCGAAGGUACCAGUGAAACCAAGGACACGAAGGGAGAAGAGCCCAGCUUGCCUAUCCGAUCUAAAGAAGAGGAGCUGGUCUUCGUCGACGGAGAGAAGAAGGCUUUAAGUCUGGCUGGCGAAGACACCCCAAACAAACCGAAAGACGACGUAGUGGAAAGCACCAUCUCAACUCAGACUGAUAUUUCGCCGGACGAUAUCGAAAAGGACAUACGUUCAUUUACGACUUAA
Lachnellula hyalina is the source of this 2916-nucleotide messenger RNA. It is a transcript of the gene Capn9, whose product is annotated as Calpain-9. NCBI's taxonomy places the organism in Eukaryota, Fungi, Ascomycota, Leotiomycetes, Helotiales, Lachnaceae. Gene Ontology annotation, cellular component: cytoplasm. The transcript is spliced from 3 exons. Gene Ontology annotation, molecular function: calcium-dependent cysteine-type endopeptidase activity. Gene Ontology annotation, biological process: proteolysis. The record is from RefSeq and is a predicted model, not a curated record. Bases 1 to 2916 code for a protein of 971 amino acids.